Messenger RNA from Ostrea edulis (European flat oyster), 1854 nucleotides. RefSeq names its product baculoviral IAP repeat-containing protein 7-B-like. NCBI's taxonomy places the organism in Eukaryota, Metazoa, Mollusca, Bivalvia, Ostreida, Ostreidae. Gene Ontology annotation, molecular function: cysteine-type endopeptidase inhibitor activity involved in apoptotic process. The record is from RefSeq and is a predicted model, not a curated record. Gene Ontology annotation, biological process: regulation of cell cycle; negative regulation of apoptotic process. The transcript has 6 exons. Gene Ontology annotation, cellular component: cytoplasm; spindle microtubule; nucleus. The coding region runs from base 499 to 1599 and encodes 366 amino acids.
CACUUUUUUGUCAACGCAGGAAGCAGAUCAAUCUUUUUUUUCCUUCUUUUAAAUAGGGCCUAUAUACAGUCGUUUACCUAGUUCCGGAUCACAUUUUCAUUAACGAUUGCUAGCGGUAUAAUCCACGAAGAUACUGUAGGUUUUAAUCGUCUUGUGAGAAGAUCAGAAGUUACUAAAAUGAAAAAUAACAAAAAUUAUUUGGAAAUCGUGAUAAAUAUCACCGGCCUUUGCAUUUUCCAUAACCGUAUCCACGGGCACUGGAAGUUAAUGUAAAUAUAUAGUAUGCACAUACUUCCAGUGCCCGUGACCGUAUCCAUGGGCCAGUUCCGAAUCACACUGCCAGUUCCGAAUCACGGGGAUGUUUGAAACAACUGCAGGCCGAUUCAAACUUUCACUGAACCGAUCCGACUUCCAAUCGGUCCGAAACUUUAAAUCAUAACAUAUAUUAAGUGCAACGGAUCUAUAUACUGUUAAUACAUCGAUCCUUGCUACUAGGUCAUGGUGAUACGUGAGGAUUCAGUUGAUGGGCCAGGCUGCCCACAGAAAACAACAACAGACUGCAGUGAUGAUGAACAAGAAGAAAUGCUGAUAUAUCGGGCAGAGAUCUACCGACUACAAAGCUUCCAAAACUGGCACUCUCAGUCAAUCGUACGGAAAGAAGACUUGGCGAAAAACGGCUUUUACUACCUUGGAGAGAGGGACAGGGUCCGUUGUGUUUUCUGUAAUGUCGUGUUGAGUUGUUGGGAGAACGGAGACAAUGUGGCUGCAGAACACCAGCGGCAUUCAAAGUACUGCCCUUUUGUGUUAGGGAAAAUGACUUCCAAUAUUCCCUACUCUCCAAGCCAAGAUUCACUUUCAGACAUGCAACCGGCCUCUCCUGAAUUUCAAGAUUAUGAUAAGAGACUUGCCUCGUAUGAAAAAUUCUGGCCAAAGGCCAUGAAACAGAGACCAAGAGAAUUAGCAGCCGCUGGUUUGUUUUACACAGAGAAAGGGGAUGCUGUGAAAUGCUUUCACUGUGGGGGGCUGCUACGUAAUUGGGACCCACAGGACAAACCGUGGGAGGAGCAUGCCAGGUGGUUCCCCCGCUGUCUGUUUAUUCGUGAAAACAACCUUAUGUCUCCAGUUCGAGGUCCACUCCAUCGAGAAGUUAGAAAAACCAGAGUUCGUAAGGUUUCCCUAGGAUAUGAUGAGGAGUUAGUAAAAAUGUUUGAAUUAGACAGAAGGCAUCGUGGCUUACCAGAAUGUGAAGAUGAGGAUAUGUUUGUGACUGAAAUAGAAAAGUUCAAAGUUCAACAGGAUACUCAGCCUCCAUCUCGGUCCUCAGACCCACCGGUCACUGAAGUGGAAUGGAAUUAUAAUAACGAAGCAGCAAGAAUAGGUAAUUCUAAUGAACCAAUGGGCUAUGAUGAAGUGGACGUGGGACGACAAAUUUGUGUUAGCUGCAAUAUGACCGACUCCAAGGACAGUCUGACCUUGCAUCCUUGUCAGUGCUCCUGCUGUGUCAAGUGUCUGCCGGAUAUAGAUCAAUGUCCUUCUUGUAAGAUGAAAGUCAAAGCUGCGGCAAAAUCGUCGAUAAAUAGUCAAGAACAGCUUGGCUAAUAUCUGAUGUGUGUUUUUGAAAUGGUGACCAAGAUGGGAGGAACUGUCAAGGAAUGAUAAAUGUUUUUAUACUUGUUCAAGAAAUUUACAAAAAGGAGCAUUUGAUAAUUGACUCUGUUCUUUUAUCACCAAGAUUACAGGUUUCCACUUAUGGAUAAAACUUCUGUUACUGAUGAAUGUAAGAUUGUUUUUAAAUCUUUUGCAUGUACUAUGGAUGUAUGUACAAUUAAAUACACUUUGUUAUAUAUACAUGUA